Messenger RNA from Truncatella angustata, 2346 nucleotides. RefSeq lists its product as uncharacterized. The transcript is spliced from 2 exons. The record is from RefSeq and is a predicted model, not a curated record. The coding region runs from base 1 to 2346 and encodes 781 amino acids. NCBI's taxonomy places the organism in Eukaryota, Fungi, Ascomycota, Sordariomycetes, Amphisphaeriales, Sporocadaceae.
AUGACGACAAACAACGGCGCGCCACUUGCCACGCGCGCUUCGGCUGCUGAUGUUGAUGCCGUUGACACAUUUGCCAAGCAACUGUACCGAAGAGCGCGCAAUGCUGGUGUCGACUUCGCAGAUGUCGCAACUACUGUUCGCGGGGUCCAUACGGUGCUUAAGCACUUGAAAGUCGAGGUUGAAGAUCCAGGCUCAUUGCUCAAUACCGACCAGAGCCCUGUCUACGCUAGGCAGCUGACCCCGAUCCUCGAGGACUGCGACUUCACGUUGAAACAGCUUGCCACUAUACUGGAGAAGUAUGGAGCAAAUAGCAGCGGAAGUGAUGAGGAGGGCCGAAAUGGUGGCUCGGACCAAAAUCCUCUGGCAAGUCGUGAAAGAGACAUGAUUGCCCUGAUCCGUACCAAGCUCGCGAACCAAAAACUCAAUAUCGACAUGUUCCUUGAUACUGUACAACUGCAUAACCCGUCCAAGUCACACCCAGUGGUUGAAACGAGCAGCGCAAACCUCGAAUCGAUCAAGGACAAAGUAGAUGCCAUUGCCAUGAGAAUCACACAACGCAGGGAGUCGUCCAUGAGUGAGAAUGAUGACGAGCUCUGGUUACAAUUCCGGGACGAACUUGAAAAAGAUGGUUUCUCCAAGGACGUUUUGAGGAAUAAUCAGGACGUGCUUCGAGCGUACAUUCGACAGCUCGAUGAACAGAGCGUAGCAUUGGGGGGCAAAACGCCUACCGUGCGCGGGUUUCUCGAGGAGUAUAAGUCCAGUGGGGAUGUUCCACAGGUUACACCAUAUCCCAUGGGCCCAGAGGAGCACUAUAGUCCCAAGGAAGUACUCCCAACGGCAGAUAACGAAAAGUCCUUCCCAACCAUGAGAGCGGAGCGUCUUCAUCCAGACCACUAUCCACCGUACCCGUCAAGUCUGCCGAAACAGACUACUGAGCUGUCUUAUGAACCUCACUCGGAUGAUGAAACUGACAGCAAUUCCAUGGCGUUGGUUAUAUCAACACGUGAUAUCAUGGCUUCCGACAAAAAGCAGGCGGAUCUUACUUACGCCAUGGACAAUAUGCACCUUCUGCCACCCCCUGGAUACGGGCCAAAUUACUCGCACGAGUCAAACUUUUCGUCAUCUCCCCAUCAUCGUUACUUAGAGGCUCCACCGAAUGCUGGUCUAUUGACUUCUCCCAGUCUUCCUCCAGUUGACGAGUACGGAUUGUCACCUCGGUUUGUUCCUUCGUUCCCACCACCACCAUACGGAGCUUCACCACCCCCAACUUUGCAUUCAAGUUCUAUACCAGUACCGGCUGUACCAGGCGCAAACCCACUUGGGCAAAGUCGACCGCAACGUCCUGCGCGUCUCGCCCCGGAUUCCCAUGGACGAGAUAUCCCGCUUGAUGCACAGUGGACGCGAAUCAAGCGGUCUCUGAUCUCUCCUGUAGUGCUCGAAGAAGCUGGUGUGAGAUAUGAAGCACGACCAGAAUUCGUCGCCAUUCUGGGAGUGUUUACGAAGGAUCAAGUCGCCGAAUUUGCGCGCCGAAGCGCUGAGGUCAGGAGGAAUCGACAGGAACAAUUGAGGAGAAAUCGUCGUGACGAGAAGGAUCGUUAUAACCCUGGCAAGUACAUAAACCACGACGUCGCCCAAAAGACAAACGAGCAGAACGAUUACGGUCGAGGCCGUGCCAACAGCGAGUUCUCGUCUUCAUCAACAGAUCUUUGCGACUCGUCAGAUGACGACUCCUACGAUGACCCGCCGCAUCAACGCUCACAAGGUUCCUCUCAUCCUGACGAUAAGAGUGAUGGCCACGACGACGAAAAAGGCACCAAGGUCUACCCCUUUAUCGUGCCACCACCUGAAAAGGACGACAACCACAGUCCUUCGGCUACAGUAAUGCCAAAGCCUAUCCUAAAGAACAAAAAUGACGACCCGCAUGUUCGGUUUGAUCCGGAGCCGAAAGUGCUGUCUACGGCCUCGCCCCGCUCGGUCCCCCGACACGCAGAACGAUCAGAGAGGCGGCAUCGAACGGGAUCAGAGCGUGAACGUCACGUUCCUAGGAGUUACGAUGACAGAGAAGAUCGUCACCGUGAUCGGGAGCGCGAUGAACAUCGCAGACACCAUCGCCAUCACGAUGGCAGCCAUCGUCGAGAUCGGGAUCGAGACGAUCAGUCGAGAAGGCGACAAAGAGAUGAUUCUCGUCGUGACCGCGACCGAGAUCGGUAUAGGGAUGAUACCGAUAGGAGCGAGGAUCGUGCUGUCAAAAAACGAGUCCGUGGAGAGACACUUCGUGCAGUUGGCAUAGGUGGCGCCGCGGCAAGUCUUCUGAGCGUUCUUACCGAGGCUGCUGCUGGGUUCUAA